GGCUCGCUGCUGCUGUCGCCGCCGGUGCUGGCGGGACUGGAGGCGGCUGGGUUCCACAGGCCGUCGCCCGUUCAGCUGAAGGCCAUCCCGCUGGGGCGGUGCGGGCUGGAUCUCAUCGUGCAGGCGAAGUCUGGCACCGGUAAAACGUGCGUCUUCUCCACCAUCGCCUUGGAUGCGCUGCUGCUGGACAGCUCGGCCACGCAGGUUCUUAUCUUGGCUCCCACACGAGAGAUAGCUGUGCAGAUUCAUGCUGUUAUCACAACAAUUGGGAUAAAAAUGGAAGGUUUGGAAUGCCACGUCUUCAUUGGAGGGACUCCGUUGAGCCAGGACAAAGUCAGACUAAAGAAAUGCCACAUAGCAGUUGGCUCUCCAGGUCGAAUAAAACAGCUCAUAGAGUUGGACUACUUGAACACUGCCAGUAUUCGGCUCUUCAUUCUUGAUGAAGCAGACAAGCUUCUGGAAGAAGGCAGCUUUCAGGAGCAAAUCAAUUGGAUUUACUCUUCGUUGCCAGCCAAUAAACAGAUGCUUGCUGUUUCAGCUACUUACCCUGAGUCAUUAGCUAAUGCAUUGACAAUGUACAUGAGAGAACCAACGUUUGUGAGGUUGAAUCCUACUGAUCCAAGUCUCAUUGGAUUGAAGCAGUAUUACAAAAUUGUGAAUUCCCAUCCACUUCCACACAAAACAUUUGAGGAAAAAACCCAGCACCUGCAAGAGUUGUUCAGCAAGAUUCCAUUUAAUCAAGCGUUAGUCUUCUCAAAUUUGCAUAGCAGGGCUCAACAUCUAGCUGAAAUACUAACAUCCAGAGGCUUUCCUGCUGAGUGCAUUUCAGGCAGCAUGAAUCAAAACCAGCGGCUUGAUGCUAUGGCUAAACUAAAGCAAUUCCACUGUAGAGUUCUGAUUUCCACAGACUUGACAUCUCGUGGAAUUGAUGCUGAAAAAGUGAAUCUGGUCAUCAAUCUGGAUGUCCCUGUAGACUGGGAAACAUACAUGCAUCGUAUUGGCAGAGCCGGGCGCUUCGGAACUUUAGGCUUAUCUGUGACAUACUGCUGCCGUGGAGAGGAAGAAAACACGAUGAUGAAAAUUGCUCAGAAAUGUAACCUACGGCUUCUUCCUUUACCAGAGCCUAUUCCUCCUGGAAUGAUGGAUCAGUUUGAAGAUGGGGAGGUUGAAGUCAAACCUGUUGUAUACACAGGUGCUUCAGUAAAUUCUGACGCUGUGUGUCUUAAACCAGAAGAACCAGUGCUUCAGCCUGUCCAGGAUAAUUCUGCAGAGGUACCUCAGCCUCAUUCUAAUCUUCCAAUUGGUAAUUCUUCUGUAGAAAAGCCAAAAAAUGCUUUGGAACAAAAGCAGGUGAAAAAGUACACAAAUUCUGCCAAGGUGGAAAAAAGCAGCAGAAACUCCAAAACCUCCAGCUGCAAUACGAAGCAGAAGAAUCAAGAAGAAACUGUCUCCAGAAUGGCUGGGCAGAGUAACACAGAGGUUCCAGAUGAGGAAGCCUUAAAAAGAAAUCUGCCCAGAAUUCCAUGCUUAUCAUCCUUCAAAAACCAACAGAACAGUCCUUGGGACUUUUCAGAGUUUGUUGAAGACUACGAAUACUUUAUUAAAGAAGGGUUGGAGAGAGAUGUUGAAAUUUUAAGAAGCUAUUCAGGCCCAGGAGAUCAACGUGAACUCCCCAGAAAUGGUGGUACAGAGUGGAAAGAGGUGGAACAUAAUAGAGACACGGUAGCAAACGACCUUCUGUCUGAUGACAGUGAUGCUUCAUACAGUUCAAGGGCUUCCUCUCACAGUAGUGGAAAUAACUCAUGCUUUGAAGCAUUUUCAGACAAGCAGGCAAAAAAUGCUGUCCCCACCACCUGUCAGGGUCUUACAGGCUUUUGUCCCACACCAGGGAAGCCGAAGGAGCUAUCACAAGCCCCAAAGCAAAAUCAGGUGAAAAAGAAAGCUCUGAAACAAAAUGCCAAAGAAAAGAAAAAGCAUUCCCAUCAGUACCCUGAUCCUACCCCAAGAAAAACUAGAGAUGACUGCUCCUGUGGCUCUUGGGAUGAUGGUGUUCCUGGCUUUCCUCACGAGGCGUGGAGUUACGAAGACUACUGGAAAUCUUACUAUCAAGCAUGGCAGAACUACUAUGCUGCAGUUUCUCACUUUCACUACAGGAAAAGUUACAGCCACUUGAUGUGGAUGAAUGCUUAUGUCAACUCGGUCUACUUUCAGGAACUGCUGGAAAGCGGUGAUUAAUGUACUGACAUUGUUUGGGUGAAGUAAACUACUGUCUUUUUUCAUAAGCAGGAUGUGUCUAGGUAAAUGUUUUAUAUGCAUUCCAGUAGUGGUGUUACAAGUUGUUAAUAAAAUGAAAUGGCAGACAACUAAAUGUUCAGUUGCAGUCUUUAAAAUAGUAAGUAAACAAAAGGCAAGUCAGUUGCUUCCAUGUAAGGUUGCUUCCACGUAAGAAACCUCAGUAAGGAGAAAAUGUGAAACAAGCCCAGCUUUCUCUACUUGAUUUUCUUCCCUGUGACUUUUGGCUGAAGAUGAAUUCACAGUGAAGCUACAGAAGCUGCUUAUUGUCAGAGAUCAUCCUCUUCUCUGUAAUUCUUAACCAGAGGGCACUGGUAAUAUACCAGUUGAUAGUGGCAGACUAAAGCCUGCAUCUCAAUACCUGUUUUGCUAAUUUAAGUGCAGUUAAUUAACACUGCUUAAAUAACAUUUCUAGAGCUAGAUAAAUGGCAAGCUGUGCAGUUGGGGAUGGUUUAAUGAUGUACGAGGUGUGCAGCUCCUAUAAGUGGCCUUUCCUCAGGGUGCAGGAGUGUCAGACUUGCCAUGCUUACAGAAAAGCUUUAAUUAGAAAGGAAAUUACUUGUUAGUUCUAAAUCUAAUUUGUAUUUCCUGUUUUAGUUGCCCUGUUUUUUUUAUGUAGCUGUCUGGAAGCAGGACAAGAUGAAAGUAGUGGCUGGCUUAGGCUGCUGACACUGGACUGACUUCACACUCAUUUUGGAACUUCAUUUUUAGUAUGUGUGAGAUCACAGAGCCAGAUCUCCGUAGCUAGUUCUAUUGAUUUUUGCUGCGUUCAUCAGAGCAGGUGUGUGAUUUGUUGCUUUUUUCUUCUCAUGGUCAGAGUAAGAUUGAUUGGAAUUCCUUCAGUGAAAGCACUAUUUCCUACCUGCUAUGACUUGCACUUCCAAGGAGGACUUUUUCUUGUAUUUGGUGAAAUGAAUGUCUUCAAGGAUACUUGCUUGCUCACCUCUGGCUACUUCCAAAUCAAUUUUGGGAAAUGCAAUACAUUCUGUGAAUAAAUUUUGUUGCUUGUGAGA
Molecule: messenger RNA, 3305 nt
Organism: Meleagris gallopavo (turkey)
Lineage: Eukaryota; Metazoa; Chordata; Aves; Galliformes; Phasianidae
Gene: DDX20
Product: DEAD-box helicase 20
Cellular component (GO): cytosol
Molecular function (GO): nucleic acid binding; ATP binding; RNA helicase activity
Source: RefSeq, a predicted model, not a curated record